Ictalurus furcatus (blue catfish) is the source of this 3876-nucleotide messenger RNA. RefSeq names its product adducin 1 (alpha) (gene add1). Gene Ontology annotation, molecular function: actin filament binding. The record is from RefSeq and is a predicted model, not a curated record. The transcript is spliced from 16 exons. Gene Ontology annotation, biological process: positive regulation of adherens junction organization; barbed-end actin filament capping; positive regulation of establishment of endothelial barrier. NCBI's taxonomy places the organism in Eukaryota, Metazoa, Chordata, Actinopteri, Siluriformes, Ictaluridae. Gene Ontology annotation, cellular component: cytoskeleton; focal adhesion; adherens junction. Bases 164 to 2599 code for a protein of 811 amino acids.
UCGGGUCGGGCAGGGGACGCUGAUGUUUGUUGCAGAAGCAGAAAAGCUCCGUAAAAACAUUGGACUAUUAGAAAAUAUUUAAAAUAUCGGCGAGUCCGUUUGUGCUUCCGAGUCGCUGUCCUUCCACGCAGCAUUCACGCAAAACUAAAGUGCGGACCGCAGGAUGAACGGAGAUUCCGGCGCCGGGGUGGUGGCGGCCACCCCACCCACACACCCGCCCCAUAAAGAGCGCUACUUCGACCGGGUGGACGAGACCAGUGCCGAGUACCAGAGAGAGAGGAACAUGGCACCCGACCUCCGGCAGGACUUUAACAUGAUGGAGCAGAGGAAGAGAGUGUCCAUGAUCCUGCAGAGCCCGGCUUUCUGUGAGGAGCUGGAGACUCUGAUCCACGAUCAGAUGAAGAAAGGGAAGACCCCCACCAGCCUGCUGGCCCUGCAGCAGAUCGCCGACUUCAUGACCACACCCACCAUGUACCCCGCUGCCCCGCAGGGAGGCAUGGCAGCGCUCAAUAUGAGUCUGGGUAUGGUGACUCCAGUGAACGAUCUCCGAGGUUCAGACUCCAUCGCCUAUGAGAAAGGAGAGAAGCUGCUGCGCUGUAAGCUCGCUGCAUUUUACCGUCUGGCGGACCUGUUUGGUUGGUCUCAGCUUAUCUACAAUCACUUAACUGUCAGACUGAACUCUGAACAAGAACGCUUUCUGAUUGUCCCAUUUGGACUUCUGUACAGCGAAGUCUCCGCCUCCAGCCUGGUGAAGAUCAACCUGCAGGGUGAGAUCGUGGACCGAGGCAGCACUAACCUGGGCGUGAACCAGGCCGGAUUCACCCUGCACUCUGCCAUAUACGCAGCCCGACCUGACAUCAAGUGCAUCGUGCACAUCCACACUCCUGCUGGCGCAGCGGUUUCGGCUAUGAAGUGUGGCCUCCUGCCCAUUUCUCCUGAGGCUCUGUCUCUGGGCGAGGUGGCCUACCAUGACUACCAUGGCAUUCUGGUGGACGACGAAGAGAAGAUCCUUAUACAGAAGAACCUCGGCCCGAAGAGCAAGGUGCUGAUUCUGAGGAACCAUGGUCUGGUGUCAGUAGGGGAAACUGUAGAAGAGGCUUUUUACUACAUCCACAACCUGGUCACAGCCUGCGAGAUUCAGGUCCGUACCCUCGCGAGUGCAGGUGGCCCUGAUAACCUGGUCAUGUUGGACCCAUUGAAGUACAAAGUGCGUCCUCGUCACCCAGAGCCCGCUGGCGAUGGACCGAGUCCGCAUCCCAAGUGGCAGGUCGGGGAGCAGGAGUUCGAAGCCCUCAUGCGGAUGCUGGAUAAUUUGGGCUACAGGACCGGCUACCCGUACCGCUGCCCGGCUCUGCGCGACAAAGCUAAAAAGUACAGCGACGUAGAGAUCCCGCCGUCCGCCACGGGCUACUCAUACGCCGAGGACAGCGACUCGGGCGCUCGCUCUCCGCUGAAGCACAGCUUCCAGCGGGGACAGCGCGACAAGACCCGCUGGUUGAACACCGGCCGGCCGGAUGAAACCCCCGAUGAGAGCCUGGAGGGCAGCGGCAGCCCCAAGGCGAAGACUAAGUGGACGAAGGAGGAGAGCAUUCGACAAGCUGCUGUGGCCAAUCAGUUCGUUCCUCUCAACACAAAUCCUAAGGAGGUCCAGGAAAUGCGCAACAAGAUCCGUGAGCAGAACCUGCAGGACAUCAAGACAGCAGGACCUCAGUCUCAGUUGCUCAUGGGGGCCGUGGUAGAACGCUCCUUUGUCCAGGGGGAGCUAGUGACAGCCUCUAAAGCUAUUAUAGAGAAGGAGUACCAGCCUCGCGUGAUCGUCACCAAGACUGGACCGAAUCCAUUCAAUAAACUCACCGACCAGGAGCUGGAGGAGUACCGUAAAGAAGUGGAGCUCAAACAGAAAGGACCAGAAGUACAGGUUGAUGCGUCUGGCAGCUCAUUGGUUUCAGAUUCAGGAGGAGUCUCCACUCCUCCUGGCUCCUCAAAUCACAAUUUGGGGGAGAAUCAGCUCUUGGCAGCUCCUCCUCCUUCUUCUGCUGCUGCUGCCCCAGGCCGAAGUACAGAACCUGAGGCAGGAUCAGGAAGGGUCAGUCCCUCUGGUCCUUCGGCGUCACCGCACAAGGAUUUUCACUGUGCUGUGCUGAAAGCCCUCAGUGUCACCACAGACUUGUCUGAGCAUGAUCAGCCUGAACAAGACAGCCAAGCUGAAGAUCAACCACAGGAGACGGACGAGGUGGGGAAAGGUCCGAGCCCGACCUCUACCCCCCCAAGCACCCCGAUUAGACUAGAAGAAGAACGACAACAGGAGCAGAGCCCUAAAGACGAAAGCGACGCCGCCACUUUAAGACAGACCCUCCCCGACCUGACCCCGGACGAGCCUUCGGAAGCCGCCGCCACUGCCCUCCCUGCAGAAGACCCCGCCCCCUCCGAGCCAGACCCUGCCCCAGCUCACAUAGACGGGGAAGAGCCUGUUGCCACUGACGACGCCACCGGCGACCAGGGCAGCGACGAAUCCCCCAACAAAUCCCCUUCGAAAAAGAAGAAAAAAUUCCGCACGCCAUCGUUUCUAAAGAAAAACAAAAAGAAGUCCGAGACCUAGAGAGGAAACUCCUAGGAUAACUAACCACGUGCAUCUGGUUCUUUUUCUGGUUUUUAUUAUUAUUUUUUAAAAAUCUUUUAGCUAAUCUUGUCUUCACCUGUAGCUUGUGAAUGUCGCCUUUUUUUUUUUGUUUUUGUUUUUUUAAACGUAAUCUUUUCUUUUUUCUUUUUUUUUUUUAAUUAACAGUUAGUCCGGUAAAAUGUGUCGUGUGGCUUUAUUACGCAUGUGUGUCUCAGCCCACGUUUUAGCAGAUUUAUUUUAACUCCCUGCUUUUGUAAGAAAAGAAAAUAAUAAAUUACCAAGCUUAAUUAACCACUAGAAUGUAUUUGGAUUGUAUCGAAAUGUAUUCAAAGUGUCUUUAAAAAAGGAAUGCGAAAAAAAACUGGUUAAAUCUAGUUUAAAGAAAAAUAAAUAAAUAAAUAAAGCAGCACGGUGCUAAAAUGCCUAUCUUGUUGAUUUGCAGUAAAUUUGGUCAUCUUUAUAAGCAGGUGACUGGCUAACUGGCUAUAGCUGAUUGUAAUCUACUACAGUAUUGUAAUCGAUCUUUAACCAGAGACGCCACAUUCAUAACAUUUCGUAACCUUUGCAUCAAACGGAAAAACGUUGAGGCUCGGCCUAGGGGAACAUGAAUGUUUUUGAAAUGAAAUAAAUAAAUAAAUAACGUCGAAAACUAGUCUCCAUAGUUUAGCUAAUUGAAAAUCGACGACGUGUGUGUAAUUGUACCUAAAAAUGUAUAUACCACGACAAAUAUUCACACUUUUCUCAUUAUCGUAGUUUAAUUUCGUAACGUUUGAAGUUUAUAUGGUUUUCAUUUUUAUAUUUAAUAAAAGAAAUCUUCCCUUAAGCUGUUGAUUUUACUAAAAUAUCUUGCACCCCAAAUCAUCUUUGACUUAUUCCUCAUGACGUUCUAUUACAUUUCCUCAAAUUAUCCCACAAAGGCUCUUUUUUUUUCUUCUUUUUUUCUUCUUCUUCCUUGAUCACAUCUACAUAAAGUGUAUAAAAUUUCAAACAUCUGUAUCAUUCUGUAAUUAAUUUCCACUGUACUACAAGAUGAAGACCUUUUUGGCUUUAUAACUGGCCUUGUACGUACUUGCGUUAGCUUAGCUAGAUGUAAAUGUGCUACUCCUGGAGUUAGGGUAAUUUCCCCUGUCAUAAAAUAUAAAGCGGUAAAAAUUUCGUAGCGUAAACGAAACGUUGUAUCGAGUGAAGGACGAUGUUUUGGGAUUAACCAUCCUUACUAAAGAUCACGUAAAGACACUUGGGUUAAAAUCAGGACU